Messenger RNA from Lachancea thermotolerans CBS 6340, 2133 nucleotides. Its product is annotated as KLTH0H11418p. Lineage: Eukaryota; Fungi; Ascomycota; Saccharomycetes; Saccharomycetales; Saccharomycetaceae. Gene Ontology annotation, cellular component: cytoplasm. The record is from RefSeq and is a predicted model, not a curated record. The coding region runs from base 1 to 2133 and encodes 710 amino acids. Gene Ontology annotation, biological process: glycogen biosynthetic process. Gene Ontology annotation, molecular function: alpha-1,4-glucan glucosyltransferase (UDP-glucose donor) activity. The transcript has a single exon.
AUGGCAAGAGACAUUCAAAACCAAUUGCUGUUCGAAAUCGCCACAGAGGUGGCCAACAGAGUCGGCGGCAUCUACUCGGUGCUGAAGUCCAAGGCGCCAAUCACGUGCGCGCGCUACCGAGACAAUUACACGCUAAUAGGCCUCUUGAACCCAGAAACUUACCAAACUGAAGUCGAGCCACUGGACUGGCGCGACUCUGCAACCUUCGAGUCCUCCAGCGCGCACACACCGGAGAUCCGGAAUGCGCUCGAAAACAUGAGCAACCGCGGCGUACAAUUUGUAUACGGGCGGUGGCUCAUUGAGGGUGCUCCACGUGUGCUCUUGUUCCAGCUUGAUUCCGUGCGCGCCCACCUCAACGAAUGGAAAUCUGAUUUGUGGGACAUUGCAGGCAUCCCUUCGCCCGAAGGCGACACGUGGACAGACGAUGCAAUCUUGCUGGGCUACGUAGUGGCUUGGUUUCUGGGCGAGCUCGCUCAUCUCGACCAAAGGCAUGCCAUUAUUGCGCACUUCCACGAAUGGAUGGCAGGUGUCGCUCUACCUCUAUGCCGCAAGCGGCGGAUAGAUGUAGUCACCAUUUUUACUACGCACGCCACGUUGCUCGGUCGCUACUUGUGCGCUGGCAAUGUGGAUUUCUACAACAACUUGGACAAGUUCGAUGUGGACUCCGAGGCCGGUAAGCGGGGGAUUUACCAUCGUUACUGUAUAGAACGUGCUGCAGCCCACACUGCGGACGUUUUUACAACAGUAUCCCAGAUCACUGCGUAUGAAUCUGAGUACCUGCUGAAGCGUAAGCCAGACGGGAUUUUACCAAACGGCAUUAACGUAGUGAAAUUCCAAGCUGUGCACGAAUUUCAAAACUUGCACGCACUGAAGAAGGAGAAAAUCAAUGAUUUUGUGAAAGGACAUUUUCAUGGCCACUAUGACUUCAAUUUGGACAACACCCUUUAUUUCUUUAUCGCUGGCAGAUAUGAGUUUAGAAAUAAAGGUGCCGAUAUGUUCAUAGAGGCACUAGCGCGCCUGAACUACAGGCUGAAAAUGGCGAAUUCUAGAAUGACGGUGGUUGCUUUCAUCAUUAUGCCUGCCAAGAACAAAUCCUACACUGUCGAUGCUUUGAAGGGUCAGGCUGUGGUCACAUCACUUGAAAACACCGUUAAGGACGUUGCAGGUCUCAUUGAAAAGCGCCUUUUUGAAUAUGCGAUGCGUCACCCAGAUGGCGGGACCUCUGGGAUACCAACCGAGUUGGACCAACUGCUUAAGCCCUCCGAUAAAGUACUGCUCAAAAGACGCACUUUAGCACUUAGACGCCCGGAAGGCUCGCUGCCUCCCGUAGUCACGCACAACAUGGCGGAUGAUGCCAAUGACCCCGUUCUUAACCACAUAAGAAGAGUCCAGCUGUUCAACAACUCCAAUGACAGGGUCAAGGUUAUCUUCCAUCCCGAGUUUUUGAACGCCAACAAUCCUAUUCUAUCAUUGGAUUAUGACGAAUUUGUGCGCGGCUGUCACCUGGGUGUUUUCCCAUCCUAUUAUGAGCCUUGGGGGUAUACGCCAGCCGAAUGUACUGUCAUGGGCAUUCCCUCUAUCACAACAAAUCUCUCAGGAUUUGGUGCGUACAUGGAGGAUCUGAUCGAACAAGACCAGGCCAAGGACUACGGCAUCUACAUUGUUGAUCGCCGUUUCAAGAACGCAGACGAAUCAGUAGAGCAGCUUGUUGAUUAUAUGGAGAGUUUUGUCAAAAAGACUCGCCGACAAAGAAUCAACCAAAGGAAUAGAACCGAGCGGCUCUGUGACCUACUUGACUGGAAGCGCAUGGGCCUGGAGUAUGCGAAAGCGAGACAAUUGGCCUUACGUCGAGCAUACCCCGACUUGUUCAAAGCUGUUGUUGGCGAAGAAGUUAGCGACGCCAACAUGAACUCAUUGGCUGGAGGCAAGAAGUUCAAAAUAUCGCGUCCUCUAAGUGUUCCUGGAUCCCCCCGCGACCCAAGAGCCGAAAGCAUUGGAAGCACUAUCUUGAUGACACCUGGCGACUUGGGCACCUUACAAGAUGCUAACAACGCCGAUGACUAUUUCCACUUGAGCAUGGGUGUCGAGGAUGAGGAAGAAGACGAAGUGAACUAUCUCGCUGCCGCUGACUAG